CGGGUGCGCGCACCUGCGGUUCCCCCCCCAGCCGGUGGGUGGUUCCUCCCUCUGCCCGCACGCGGCGCUGCGGACGAGCCCACGCGGUAGACGCGCGGGGGGGGAGGGAGGCCGGGCAGGCGCGCUGCCGGCGCGGGGCGCGCUCGGCUCGGCUCGGCUCGGCGCGGAGCGGAGCGGAGCGGGCGGCGGGGGAAGAUGGAAGGAGCCUCCUUCGGAGCGGGCCGGGCGGGGGGAGCCAUCGACCCCGUGGAUUUCCUGAAGCAGCCGCAGACCAUCCUCCGGGUGACGACCUGGAUCUUCUCCAUCGUGGUGUUUGGCUCCAUCGUGAACGAGUGCUACGUGAACAAGGACAGCCAUACCCCCGUGCUGCACUGCAUCUUCAACGAGAAUGAGAGUGCCUGCAGCUACGGCAUCGCCGUUGGCAUCAUCGCCUUCUUUGGCUGCAUCUUCUUCUUUGUGGUGGACCUCUACUUCCAGCAGAUCAGCAGCGUGAAGGACCGCAAACGGGCCGUCCUGCUGGACCUCGGCUUUUCAGGUUUCUUGUCCUUCCUGUGGUUUGUAGCCUUCUGCUUCCUUGCAAACCAGUGGCAAAGGACAACAAUGAGCAGAGGGGUUUCGCAAGGAGCAGACGCUGCCCGGGCAGCCAUCACCUUCUCCUUCUUCUCCAUCAUCGUCUGGGUGGCGCUGGCGGUGAAGGCGCUGCAGAGAUACCGCCUGGGGACGGACAUGUCGCUCUUCGCCACGGAUCAGUUCGGCGCCGAGCCCGGCGCUCCCUACCCCGGCUACCCCAGCGGCAGCGGCGUGGAGAGCACAGACACCUACCAGAGCCCCCCCUUCACCGAGACCUUAGACGCCAACCCGAAAGGUUACCAAGUGCCAGCGUACUGAGGGGCGAGUCCUGCGGUGCCGUACCCUGAGCCGGUCGAUUGCAAAUGUAUUCAGUCCCAUUUCCUUCAUGUGGCAAGUCAGUGCUGGGUUCCUUACUAUUAGCUAGUUGUGCAGUGGGUUCUGUACAGUGGUAUUGGUUCUUGUCUUACCUGUCCAAGGGUUUUAUAAAAGCAGUGUUCCCUCUAAGUCAGAAGGAAGGAAGGAAGGUUGCUACCACAUCACCUUCACGUGGCGAAAGAUGAGGAAAUCUUCUAUCUGUGAGGCUUGGCAGCGGGCUGUGCCUGGGAUACCUUUUCCUGUCCAACACAGUAGCUGAGGAGUUGUUAUUUAUCUCGUUCUUCCAGAGCUAACACAGGAUCUCGUGGUGGUGAAGGCGGGUGAGCUCCGUGCUGCUCCCACCGCAGAGCUCUCCUGUACACGUUCCGUGGCAAGUGCCAAACUCACCGAGAGAUAAGUGGUGUCUGUGUUACUUGUAUUUGUAUAUAUUUGCUGUACAAAAUAAUCUCCACACAAGCGUUGCAACCUUAGUUUAGGAUGCAAAGGGCAUGCGGCAGGUUGGGGUUAUGGGGAAUAUCCCAAUUGCUUCUGCGCUUCAGCAGGGUUCUGGUUGAGGAUGGAAAAAGUGACUGUUGGCAACUGGAAACCGGUUCAGCAAUAGUUGGCUGCUAGUUAGGAAUAGCCUUUUCUCAGCAGAAAAUAGCUGUGUGCUGCAGUUCCAUUUCUUCCCCGAGGGGCUGGGACAGUUUGUAGAUGUACUAAUGGUUUCUGUUUGGCAACGCAGAGCACUCACUGUGCUCCAGCCCAGAGCUGCCAGCACAAAGAGCCUCCACAGCUCAAAGCCCAAAGCAAUUAGGAGCAGUCUUGAACUUGUGUUUUUAUGCUGGGAGCAGCCACUGUUUGCUGUCAGCUGCAGCAGAACCUCAGGUGUGAACGUUCCUUGUGCCCUUGUCUCUAGAAAUGAGGAAUUCAGGUGGAGAAUUGGAAAGGCUUUCGAGGCUGAUGGAGUCCAUUGUGAGGGGACUCUGUGUUUGAAAGUAGUGGGAGAAGAGAGGGAAUGAAAAGCUCCCAGGAAAGAGGCUCAGAUUUGGAUUCAGCUGCAAAAUUCCUGCCUUGGCAAGUGUGUAAACCCCAGUAGGUCUGUGUCAGUACCCUGCCUGCUCUCCCUUCCUGCUCUCCCUCCUGCUUUCCCAGCCUCUCUCCCUGCCUGACCGGAGGCUGUUUGUCGCUAAGGACUGAGCAGAGGAGCUGAAACUUGAAUUCCAGCCCCAUCCUUAGAGGCCCUUCACACGGGCAGGAGCCGUGUGCUGCUUCCUGACCUGGUGAGCACCGGCCCCAGCUCUCCCUGCAGCAGGUUUUUGGUCAUCAUCAGCUCUUUUCUGCUGCUGAAUUGCAGAUCGAUGCAUCCAUUAACAACAGCGACUCUCAUCACGAGGGGUCAUUGUCGGGGACCAAGUGCGUUCCUUGAGCACUGUUCAGGCCGGGUUAAAUGUGCAUUUCCAGCCAGGCUGGUGCUGAGCUCCUCCCGGAUGGCGCCGGAGCCACACCAGGGUUUUCCAGGCAGCACUUCCCAACAGGACACUCCUCCCGCGCCGCUGCAGCCUCCCCACGUGUGGUGGCACUGAGCGGUCCCCACCAUGGGCUUUCCCCCCAGUGACAGCAGAGGAGGUGCCUCAUGCUCUGGAGAAGCUUUGCACCCACUUGGAGGUCCAAAAGCUAUUGGGGUACGUUGGGCUGAGCCCCUGUGGCAGAGGCAGGAGCGUGAGCAGGGGAUGCUGCUCUGCUUUGUCACAGGUGUCCCUAAUGCAAGGGGCAAGGAAGAGGUGAGCGGUGCCAGAUCCUUGCAUGAAGCAGACCAGGGACACCCAAACCCCAAUAUUCUAUAACCCUAAAUAAACCCUAAAUAUAACCCUAAAUAAAGGGUCCAUCCAAACGGGACCCUUUGGAUGUUUCUAGAGUCAGAUUCGCUGGGAGAUAAAGAGAGGCAAAGGGGUUUCUUUAAUACAGGGUACGGUAGAACUGUAGCAAUAUUUUCCUUAGAGGGAACACUGACAUUUUAGCAGCACAACCAGUAACUUGUGUUAAUAUUUUAGCAACAAUAUAAUCAAUUUAAAUGUUUAAAUUGAUUGUACGUGAGAUAAUGUCUGUUCAGUACAUUGUAUUUUUUCUAACUAUAUAACUGUUCCAGAGUUUCCUUGUAACCGUAAAGAACUAAAGCUCUGUCUGAGUGCGGGACGUGUCCUGCCCCCUGGUGUACCCAUGCUGAAUAUUACAAGCUCUGAAUGUACGCACCGAG
Molecule: messenger RNA, 3181 nt
Organism: Strigops habroptila (Kakapo)
Lineage: Eukaryota; Metazoa; Chordata; Aves; Psittaciformes; Psittacidae
Gene: SYNGR3
Product: synaptogyrin 3
Exons: 4
Coding region: 196-888 (230 amino acids)
Cellular component (GO): neuromuscular junction; synaptic vesicle membrane
Source: RefSeq, a predicted model, not a curated record